Peniophora sp. CBMAI 1063 is the source of this 3195-nucleotide messenger RNA. The record is from the annotation of a GenBank genome assembly. NCBI's taxonomy places the organism in Eukaryota, Fungi, Basidiomycota, Agaricomycetes, Russulales, Peniophoraceae.
AUGGAGUUUUCGCGUACAACAAAUGAUGCCUCAUUUGCCCAGCCAACCGAUAAAUUCUGGUCUCUGUACCUCGCAGAAGUGCAAACGCAGGACAAGCAGCGGAUCGACCGGUGGAAAGGAGACGCGGAUGGCAUAUUGAUCUUUACCGGUUUGUUCGCCGCAACUGUUGCGACCUUCGUCGUGGCAAGCUAUCCCAACCUCUCUCCCGAUACUGGUGACGAGACCGUCGCCCUUCUGUCCGACAUCGCUGCGCUGCUCUCGAACGGAACCCGUGCGAAUGCCUUGGUGACGUCAUCGGCCUCGCAGUCCGCGGAAACUGGCUCGCAGCCCUCGGUCACAGAUGUAUGCGUCAAUGCUCUUUGGUUCUUGUCUCUGAUCGUCGCCGUCUUCGGUGCCAUGCUCGCCACUCUCGUACAACAGUGGUCACGCCAAUACGCCCAAAAUACCCAGCGUCGCGGUUCACCCACCGUUCUAGGGCCGAUUCAUCUCUUCAUCUCUUCGGGCAUCGACCUCUUCUUGAUGGAGGACGCUAUCGGUAUCAUCGUCUCCCUGAUUCAUCUAGCGGUGUCGUUGUUCGCUGUCGGUCUCCUCAUCUUUUUAUACUCCGCGAAUCAUGCGAUCGCCUGGCUCGCCAUUGCGGCAGUGUCUAUCGCGGCAGCGUGUUACCUGCUGCUGAGUGUCUUGCCGUUAAUCUAUCCCGAAUCUCCAUAUCGCACUCCGUUUACCACUUGGCUGCGGCUUUGCAUUGCUCUAGUCGGUCUUGCACAUAUGACUAUCAAGACCUUCCUGACACGUGUGUCUUGCUACUUUCGCGAUCUGCGUAACAGCUUUAGAAGUGCGCAUUUGCCAACGACGUACGCCUCUGCUUCCGAUUCCAAGAAGAGUCUCGAUUUCCGAUUCCGAUUCCGCUUCAAAGUGCGCAACAGCUUUACGGAGAUCAAAGAAGUUGCGAGGAGUCCCACUGCUCGACAGGUCCUGAAGGCAAUAGACGCCGUCUGGCAGAACGCUGACGAAGCCGAUGAGAUCAUGAUGUUCUGUUCAGCUGUGAAGCCGAUGCUGUCCUUUCCCUACAAGUCUGAACGCUCUAAUACGGAUUCGGAGUUUCAAGAGCGUUCGCUGAGUGGCUUAUUGUUGACCAAGACCGAUAUCAUCACUCGCGUGCAUUGGCUUAUCAUGUCGAUCAAGAACUUGCCGCCCACGGUUCCAGAGGCAGAGCGUAACGCAAGAGUGGUCGUCGGCUUUCGCUUCUUGCAUGAUCUCCUGAAUAAUCAUGUGUCUUCGCUCGGCGACCAAGCCCUUGAACCUCAAGUUGUGGAAGCGUUUACGAAGCUCGUGAUCGAUCUCACUACCUUCAUAGCUCCCCAGCCCAUUUCAAGCCCCAGCGCCUCUGACACUUACGUUUCAACGUUCCUCCUGAUUCGUUGCUUUUCAUACCUAUUUCCCGGCUUUAGACGAUCUGACAUGAACACCCGCACUCUCGAAGACUACCUUGAACAAAAUCAUCCGCAUGCGCAUGCGGAAGAGUUGAAGGGUUGCAAGAACUUCCACAAGGGCGGUGUCUCUGGCUUUCUUCCCGAUACGUUUCAGUCAUUCGCGUUCAUGGGACCCGUCGAAACGAAGAUGGGUGUUCCGAGAGUUGGAAGAGCCUUGGACUGUGCGCAUUGCAGAGUCGUUUCUAUUACCACUUUCGUGCUUGACUUUGGGGCCAGUAGCCCGGGAGCUGCGCAAGCGGUCAUUGGACUUACGCAUGUGUGGUGGCCAAUCGUGGACUCUUUGUGUGAAGAGACGGGGAUAACAGGGCCUGACUACAACAGAAGGGUCGAACCGAAUCACUUAUCCCAUUAUCUUAUCGCCGAUCUACUCAACACGAUGAAAGUCGACAGUUGGAGAGGCCCGGGGCGCAUAGACGCCAAUUCGUCUCAUCCAUCGGAUUUCCCUUGGAGGGUCAACAAUGAGCGCUAUGAUCAUAUAUUACUCUUCUCUUCCCAGCUGCGUGGUGUGAUACGGGCGUUCAUCCAUUGCUUCCAGGAAAGCGACAUUGCUUUAAUGCCUAUUGAGAGCAUAUACAAGAGCCUGUCGCCGCUCGGAAGAGCUCAGAACACGCCUGAGGACUUGGCCACGACCGUACCUAGUCGUUCAGCAACCCUAGUCUCGGAGAAGGGAAGAAGAGCGACAUGGAGUAGUUUCAAGCCUACGCUCAGUCUCAGUCGCAGCACAAGAACAAGUAGCGGAAGUGAUCCUGGAGAAGCGGAUAUGCUCUCCGGCAGUCUGAAACGGCUUGGUGCGAGUGUCGAUGAGCCCUCUAUGAACGCCUCGGCUCCGCAGAGCCCGGAUUCGAAGAGGACUCCGCCAAGCAGCCGAAGGCAGUCCUUCAGUAACAAGAGGUAUAGCAUCGAAAGACGGAGCACGGAACAGCGCCGCUCUCCACUGGCUUCAUCAACCAUAGCUUCUGAAUCAAGCCGUGCAGAGAACAGUGUCGAUGCGGCGUUACAUUUGGCACAUUCGCCUCUGGCUUAUACUGAGUCGUACCCCAGCAGAGAAGCCACGUAUGCGGCGAAUUGGGGUGAUCAACACCAUCGUAGUCAAUCUCCUCCUGCAACGAACAGCAUCGAUCGCAUUGCGCCCCGCGCUCUUCGCAUCAAGCCACAUGUCUCUAUACCACCCCCGGUCGCGACGGCAACACGACCUGAUUACCGUUCGAGGCGCCCAGCCUCCCCGGGGAUAGAUAGUCUCGCUUACACCAGCUACACUCUACGAUCCUUACCAGAGACCGAGUGGGACGAGUGGGACGAGAUGGUCCGGAUGGGCCAUACUGUACCAAUAUCGCCACCGGACACGACACGAGUGCCUGCGUCCAAGGUUGUAGCAGAGGGUACCGAGCACUCGCACGAAGCUCCCGAGAUCAACAAGCCCGAAACUACUUCAGAAGCUCCUGAUACCGCGGACAGUUUUGUCGUUGAGCCGUCUUUCUCCAACGGCAAGGCGCCACAGCGUAACGAUAGCGAGGACCCGGAGCAAGGCAGACAGCAGAUGACGAGAUCUCAACGUUUGGCAUUCCUGAGUAGUCCUAGUCGCGCGGCAUCAGUAGAGAACCGGGCACAUGCGGCUGUCUUGGAAGCAGCGCAAUCUAUCCAGACAGUGAGGUUCUUGGAGGACGAUGAGGAUUACACGGAGGAGCCGAGGCAGGUCCUUUGA